GUGCAGCUCCUUGCGCUCCAAGAAAUUGGGGGUGGAAGCCCGAAACCUCUAACAUAAAUGGGGGCAAGGAGAAAGACAGUCCUCGGGGCUGUGCGUGCAGUCCUCCCCACCCGAUAUUUUCUCUCCUCAGGGGUCUCAGGGCUCCAGGCAGGGGAGGGGCGGCGGCGGCGGCUCCUGGGACGCCCUAGGAUCGCGCACCCCAGCGUCCGGUCCCGGGGCGCAGGCCCAAGGGAAGGCUCGCGGCUUGCCCACUCUCCUCCAUCUCCCCUUCUCUCCUCCCCUCCCUGGCUUUUGUGUUGGUGCCUGGGAGCUGCGAGGAGGGUGCGCUGGAGAAAGAGGAGGGGGGCCUGGGGUGAGAGGCACCCCCUGCGCGCGCGCACACGCUGCCGGCGCACGCACACCCGGGCGGACAUAGACUCACAGACACGCACACACGCGCGCACACGCGCACACACACGCACAAAGCUCGCUCGCCUCGAGCGCACUAACGUGGCCAUUUCUUUGUGUGGAGCCCUCGAGGGGGGUCGGGGCCCGGUCCGGUCCCGGGGAGAUGGCACAGCCCAUCCUGGGCCAUGGGAGCCUGCAGCCCGCCUCGGCCGCCGGCCUGGCGUCCCUGGAGCUCGACUCGUCGCUGGACCAGUACGUGCAGAUUCGCAUCUUCAAAAUCAUCGUGAUUGGGGAUUCCAACGUGGGCAAGACCUGCCUGACCUUCCGUUUCUGCGGGGGGACCUUCCCGGACAAGACUGAAGCCACCAUAGGCGUGGACUUCAGGGAGAAGACGGUGGAAAUCGAAGGCGAAAAAAUCAAGGUUCAGGUGUGGGACACGGCGGGUCAGGAGCGCUUCCGCAAGAGCAUGGUGGAGCAUUAUUACCGCAACGUGCACGCCGUGGUCUUCGUCUAUGACGUCACCAAGAUGACAUCUUUCACCAACCUCAAAAUGUGGAUCCAAGAAUGCAAUGGGCAUGCUGUUCCCCCACUCGUCCCGAAAGUGCUGGUGGGCAACAAGUGUGACUUGAGGGAACAGAUCCAGGUACCCUCCAACUUAGCUCUGAAAUUUGCCGAUGCCCACAACAUGCUCUUGUUUGAGACUUCUGCCAAGGACCCCAAAGAGAGCCAGAACGUGGAGUCAAUUUUCAUGUGCCUGGCUUGCCGAUUGAAGGCCCAGAAAUCCCUGCUCUAUCGUGACGCUGAGAGGCAACAGGGGAAGGUGCAGAAACUGGAGUUCCCGCAGGAAGCUAACAGUAAAACUUCCUGUCCUUGUUGAAACCAAAUGGUGUAACUAGGAGAUCAAUCCUCACUGGAGUUUUUUCUUUCCCUUUUGUUCUGCAUAAAACUGACAACCGCUUGUUUCCAUACAAAUUGAUAUUAAAUAAAAUUUGUAUAGGUUA
Condylura cristata (star-nosed mole) is the source of this 1388-nucleotide messenger RNA. It is a transcript of the gene RAB33A, whose product is annotated as RAB33A, member RAS oncogene family. Bases 551 to 1264 code for a protein of 237 amino acids. Gene Ontology annotation, cellular component: endosome; Golgi apparatus. Lineage: Eukaryota; Metazoa; Chordata; Mammalia; Eulipotyphla; Talpidae. Gene Ontology annotation, molecular function: GTPase activity; GTP binding. The transcript has 2 exons. Gene Ontology annotation, biological process: Rab protein signal transduction. The record is from RefSeq and is a predicted model, not a curated record.